GGGUUUAUUGUUUCGUUUUAAAGCGAAAGUAGGCCUACAGCGUAAAGCAGACGUUCAUUAAGAGCAGAGGAGCAGCUCCUCUGAGGCAUGCUCAGAAAGGUGCGCAGGGACUCACAGAUGUUUAAGUUCUCCUGGGUUUUCCUUCGGGUAUAUUUGCAUGAGUCUGAACAUUUGAGCGCUUAUCCAAACAAAGACAAAAAAGGGGAAACAGGGCAAUGGUUUGAUUUGACCGCUGCUCGUUUUCCCACCCUUUAGAUGUUGGAGUUUCUCAAUUGAUUUUGUUUGAUACAAACUAUUUGUCUCUGGGAUUGAAAAAAACAGUUGCGCUCUCACCUGAACCUGCUUCAGUUGAUGCCGAGUCCUAUGACAAUGAGCGUUGACCACCAGUCGGUUGCUACAGCGCCGCUGGAUCUGAGCACCACAGGUCGAGGGCGCAGGAGCGGGGGAGACCUAACCUUCUGCGACGGAGACGCGCGGGCGAGCGGCGGCUCACCUGCGCCUCCCGCGAGCACCGGGACGGACAGUUCAGUGUUGCGCCGCUCCCCGGACACGGACAGCACACAUUCCCGCAAAAGGACAGCGGACGGAUCUCCCAUAAAGAGUCCGUCGACUCUUCCUUUUAGGAAACGGCAUUUUCUUGUCGAAGCGGAGACACAGAAGCCGGCUGCAGCUGCAGAGGAGCAGACAGUCCGGGAGCCCGCGCGUCCUCGCUUGGGGAAAGCUGAGGAUGAAACCAGGUUCGGGGUUGCGCCGGUGACCCACAGGCGGACCGAUCAGGCAGCUCACAGUCCGGAAGGCUAUCCCUGCUGCAUUUUACCACUUAUUAAUUACGGUCACUACCCAGUGUGCUGCCUAACCCCCUUUCCAGAGCCACACCACCCACAAGUCCACCAGACCGACAACCUGCUGGCAGGAAUCUCUUUGGCCAAACAUCAGGAUGAAGAUGGAGACACCCCUCUCCAUAUAGCUGUGGUUCAAGGGGAAUUGCCAAUCGUCCACAAACUUAUCCAACUGCUGCUGUUGGCUCGUACAGGCCUUGAUAUUUACAACAAUCUCCGACAGACCCCUCUUCAUCUGGCGGUGAUAACCAAGCAAGCAAACAUAGUCGAGGUUUUAUUGAGAGCUGGGGCCGACCCUGCAGUCUUGGACCGCCAUGGCCAAACAGCACACCAUCUCUGCUGUGAAUAUCAGCAGCUUGACUGCCUGUCUGUACUGCUGUCUUUGUCGUCGUCCUCCCCAUGCCUGGAGAUCAGGAAUUUUGAAGGUCUCAGUCCACUUCAUUUGGCUGUGCUGCAAGGCCAUCAUGAUUUGACCAAAAUGCUGCUGGAUGCAGGAGCUGAUAUCAAUGCAAUGGACAUUAAGAGUGGCCAGAGUCCUCUCAUACAUGCUGUGGAAAGCAAUAAUGCAGAUAUGGUGCACUUCCUUAUUGAGAAUGGAUGUGACGUUAACAGCCAGUCCUACAGCGGGAACACAGCCCUCCACAUCGCAUGUGGCCGAGGUCAGGUGGACACAGUCCGGCUGCUGUUGAAGAGUGGAGCCGACAGCAGUCUAAAGAACUACCACAAUGAUACACCAGUAAUGGUGGCCAAGAAUAAAAAAGUGAGAAAAUGGCAGCCUUGUUUAACUUUACUUUAUGGUUAUUUGUUGCUGCUUUUAGGAAAAUCUUGUUUCAGGAAAGCAGGAAACCCCCAACAGAUCUCCAAUCUUGUAAUGUCUCACUAUAAAUUAAAGAUGGAAAAUCCCACCUAUUCACUUAAGUUACAUCAGAACAAAAACAAACAAUUGCAAAACCAGGUUGACUCAGCUUAGAUUAGAACCAAAGCUACCA
Cyprinodon tularosa is the source of this 1828-nucleotide messenger RNA. It is a transcript of the gene bcl3, whose product is annotated as BCL3 transcription coactivator. The coding region runs from base 352 to 1809 and encodes 485 amino acids. The record is from RefSeq and is a predicted model, not a curated record. Gene Ontology annotation, molecular function: protein binding. The transcript has 7 exons. NCBI's taxonomy places the organism in Eukaryota, Metazoa, Chordata, Actinopteri, Cyprinodontiformes, Cyprinodontidae.